CCCAUCGAAGGGGUCGGAGCAAAGGAAAUAUCAAUCCAACCAUAACUGAAGGUUCAUCUACUUCUUUAAGAAAAAGAAAGGCCGAAAAUGAACCACAACAACCAAAUCAAAAACGUGGCCGAGGAAGGCCACGAAAAAACACUGAACUUCAACCACAACAACCAACAUCACAGCAAAAAC
Messenger RNA from Dentiscutata erythropus, 180 nucleotides. Lineage: Eukaryota; Fungi; Glomeromycota; Glomeromycetes; Diversisporales; Gigasporaceae. The record is from the annotation of a GenBank genome assembly.